AUGAAUCCCGAAAUACGAACCAACCCUCUUGAUCUGAUGGGUUUGCUCAAGAAAUAUUGUUACAAGACCCAAAAAGUAGUAAGAGUGAACCAUCCUUCUGAUGGCACGGAAGGAGUACAGGAAGCGGGCAAUUCCUCAAACGACUCAGACAGAUCGACAGAUCUCAGCCUUCUAUUCCCUGAUUUCCAAUUCACACAAAUUGGGCCAAUGAAUCCCGAAAAACGAAGCAACCCUCUUGAUUUAAUGAAUUUCCCUAGGAGAUUCCAUUACAAGACCCGAAAAGUAGUGACAAUGAGCUCCCCUUCUGAUGACACGAAAGGAGUACCGGGAGCGAGCAAUUCCUCGGAAGACUCAGACAGUUCUGAUCACUUAACUUUUGGUUUUGGUCAUGUUUUCUACUCCGAUAGAUCCAAGGAUCCCAAAACUCAAUCGCCUGAUUCUCGAGCCCGACGAAUUGGGCAGAUGAAUCCCGAAAGACGAAGCAACCCUCUUGAUUUGAUGGAUAUGUCCAAGAAAUAUCGUUCCAAACCCCGAAAAGUAGUGAGAAUUAUCCUUCCUUCUGAUGACACGGAAGAAGUACCAGAGGCGGGCAAUUCCUUGAACGACGUACCGGUAGCGGACAAUUCCUCGAACGACUCAGACAGAACCAUCGAUACCACCAGCUCUAAUACAACACGGACCGGCUGCCUUCCAUCGAGGAUAGGAGAUAUCACGCGUAGUAGCCGACUAUGUGAAAUACCGCAUGACGCGCAAUAUUACCAUGCCGUAGAUUACCAUACCCGCAAAAAUCGAUCAUUUCAGGAUAUCGAAAGGCCUAAGCUGCAGUUCUAUGCGGCUGGUACAAAAACUGUAAUCUCCAAGGGGGCCACAAGACCAGACGACCCUUUGCCCAACAGACGAGUCUGGUCAAUAUUCCGGGACAAGCCCCAUCCGAUUAUAAACCGCCCAGGCACCCCGAAAAAAACGUCGGAAGAUGCGAUGGGAAGCUUGGUUCAGGCCCCGAGGAUGUUCUUGGAAUCCCCUACGCUAUGGUUAUCUAUGAAUCGUUGGAUGUGUUCACCAAAGUCUGAGUUCGACUUGUUAGCAGGUUAUGUAUGUCCCGAUGCGGUCAAACCUCGUUUGGAGGAGGAUGCUGCUCGCCUUUUCAAAAAGGUCCGUUGGGAAAUGACCAACGAUGAUUUGUUGGUGUAUUUCUCCGAGUUAAUAGAACGUUACAGAGAUAAGACUGUUAAGAACUACCCUAUUUACUACACCCUUCUGAAAAGGACUUGUACUUCGAAUCCAUCGCCUACUACCUUAAAUACGGGAGGUACUUCUAGCCAGCUACAACUCCAACUCGAUCGAAGCGAAUUGCACUGCUUGACUUUUGCUUUAUGGAGGACGGUUUUCAAUUACACUGUGCCAUUGAUUAUGGAUAUAUCUCUGCUCGUGUUCCCCAAGAAGCUUCCAUAA
Melampsora larici-populina 98AG31 is the source of this 1452-nucleotide messenger RNA. RefSeq lists its product as uncharacterized. Bases 1 to 1452 code for a protein of 483 amino acids. The record is from RefSeq and is a predicted model, not a curated record. Lineage: Eukaryota; Fungi; Basidiomycota; Pucciniomycetes; Pucciniales; Melampsoraceae. The transcript has 10 exons.